Messenger RNA from Truncatella angustata, 1020 nucleotides. Its product is annotated as glycosyl hydrolase. NCBI's taxonomy places the organism in Eukaryota, Fungi, Ascomycota, Sordariomycetes, Amphisphaeriales, Sporocadaceae. Gene Ontology annotation, molecular function: hydrolase activity, hydrolyzing O-glycosyl compounds. The record is from RefSeq and is a predicted model, not a curated record. Gene Ontology annotation, biological process: carbohydrate metabolic process. The coding region runs from base 1 to 1020 and encodes 339 amino acids. The transcript has 3 exons.
AUGAAGCGAUCACUCGCCGCUGCCGUGUACCUCUCCUGCCAUGCUCUCGUGGCUGGGUUUACAAAUCCGAUCAAGACCUAUAAUGGCAGCGAUCCGCAAAUGGUUUACUACGACGGGAUGUACUAUCUGACCUCGACAUCAUGGACAGAUGUUGAGAUCACCUCAGCAGCCACCAUUGAAGGUCUCAAGACAGCGACACCACAGGUGAUCUACACGGACAACACCACAGAACGCAGUGCCAACUGGUGGGCGCCGGAGCUUUGGCAGAUCGAUGGUACAUGGUACAUCUACUUUACGGCAGGUGUCAAGGACAGCUCGUGGGAUGUUAUGCUGCGGACGCUGAACGUCUGGGUUCUCAAAGGUGGUAUUGAAACGCCGACCUCAGAUCCGUACACCCUAGUUGGGGAGCUUAGGCCGUCAAAUGAUGCGCACGGUAUGCUGGAUGGAACUACCUACGUAAUCAAUGACAAGCGCUAUUUCUUCUACUCCUCAGUGAACAACACUGACAACCCCAUCGGCGCGACGCUGUGGGUUGCAGAGCUGACAUCCCCGACGACCAUCGGCGAGUCUACAAUGAUUGCGUAUCCUGAGUACGAUUGGGAGACAACUCCUUCGGCAGUCAUAGAAGGCCCAGCCGGAAUCACCUCUCCCGACGGCACCGUCUACAUCGCCUAUUCGGCAAACACCUGCAAUGGUCCUGAAUACGCACUAGGUGCUCUAAGGCUUGCUAAGGAUGCAGAUCCUUUAUCCACGUCCUCGUGGACAAAGUUGGCGGAGCCAAUACUCACUACCAACACGACUGCUGGAGAGUACGGGCCCGGCCACAAUGGUUUCUUUAAGAGUCCUGAUGGAACACAGGAUUGGAUUGUCUUUCAUGCAAACCGAGACGAAAACGGAAGCUGUGAUGCGUAUCGUCAAACAUUUGUUCAGCAAGUAACAUGGAGCAAUAACGCGCCCGUGUUACAACCACUGAUUGAACCUGGUGUUGAGAUCACAGAGCCUUCGACUGACCUUGAUUAG